AGCAAGAGAGCGGAGUAAACUGAAUUGGUAACGAGCCGCCUUCUACGGUCUGUUCAGGUAUCCGGGAGUCCCCUGAAGAAUAAACCCGACUUCAUUCAACGACUCACUGGCCCACUGACGGGACAGUUGACAGGAGCCUCGACACACUGGGAAGCCCGGGCAGCGAAAGUGGUCGCCCGCCGCUGUUCCCGAAGCAUAGAAAGACACCAAAGAGAAACACCGUGGGAGAGAAUUCGGACUUUUCUUUAAGUGGAAGAGGCGGUCCGCUUAAACUUUCUUUAAAAGCACUCGCGAAGCGCUUCAGACACAAGUGAAGAAGAGAAAAGGGCUGCGAGUGGAGCGGCGCGUCUCCAGAGCGGGAUGCGUUUGCUCUGAAGUGGGAAGAGACGGCGAGCGCCUCCAGUGCGGCUCAGUCGCGGCAGGCUUGCUUUUCAUGGAUAUGCUAGAGAGGGACCGCUAGAAUGGAAGUGGUGGAUGAAACCGAAGCUCUGCAGAGGUUCUUUGAAGGUCACGACAUCAACGGGGCUCUGGAGCCAGCAAACAUCGACACGAGCAUUCUGGAAGAAUACAUCAGCAAAGAAGAUUCGCCAGAUAUUUGCUUCCCUGAGAUCACACCCCCAGGCUACCCUCACACCCAGCAGGGUGUACCUCCUCUACACCCUAACGCCUGUCUGUCUGCCUUCCCACCCCACCUUGGCCAGCUUAACAAGGUGUACUCCUGUAUGGUGGCUGGUCCUCCUGUCAAGAGUGAGCGCAAGGGACCCUACGCACCCGGCACUUUACCAGAAUCUCCCCCUGAUUCCAGUUCAGAACCAUACUCCCCCCAGCAAGUGAAUGAACCCCACAUGCUUCGGACCAUGACUCCCGAAAACUUGUGCCAUGUGACACCACCUUCAAGAAUGGAACACCAGCAACCUUCUGGUCCUGCCCAUAUGCAGGGUCCUCCUCCACAUCCUCACUAUCCUAGCAUGCCCCGGGACAUGUAUAUGAAGACAGAGCCAUUGAUGUCACAGUAUUCACUUGGACCCGGAAUGGUAUCCAGCGAUAUUCAGCACAGCCAGCAAAGCCAGAUGUUGCACCAGCUGUUACAGCAUCACCAAGUUGGAGCAGACGGGAUUCCAGUCCACCAGGCAAAGAAAAGGAAACAUUCAGACUCGCCUCCCAGUACUCUCAAUGCUCAGAUGCUCAAUGGUAUGAUCAAGCAGGAACCAGCAGGACUGGUGCAGGAGAGUGACGGUUCCUACCUUGAUCCAAACUACCAGUGUAUCAAGUGGCAGGCACAUCUACAAAACAAGUGGUGCGCCCUUUAUGAUGCCAACUGCAAAGAACUGCCAAUGCCAACUUACCGAGUAGAUGCUGACAAAGGAUUUAAUUUCUCUGUACCUGAUGAUGCUUUUGUGUGUCAGAAGAAAAACCAUUUCCAAGUUACAGUGUAUAUUGGAAUGCUGGGUGACCCAAAGUACAUCAAGACAAGUGAAGGAUUCAAAAGCAUUGAUUGCUUUUACCUAAAACUUAAUGGUGUCAAGCUGGAAGCCAUGAAUCAGACCAUCAAUAUUGAGCAAUCACAGUCAGACAGAAGCAAAAGGCCAUUUAAACCCGUGGUGGUUACUCUUCCUCCUGAGCAGGUAACAAAAGUUACUGUAGGACGGCUUCAUUUUAGUGAGACUACAGCAAACAACAUGAGGAAAAAGGGCAAACCUAACCCAGAUCAGAGGUAUUUCAUGUUGGUGGUAGCGCUUCAAGCUCAGUCUCAAAAUCAGAGUUACACUAUUGCAGCUCAGAUUUCGGAGAGAAUCAUUGUGCGAGCAUCAAACCCAGGGCAGUUUGAAAGUGACAGUGAUGUGUUAUGGCAACGUGGCCAGCUUCCUGACACAGUAUUUCACCAUGGUCGCGUUGGGAUCAAUACUGAUAGACCAGAUGAGGCACUGGUUGUUCACGGCAAUGUUAAAGUCAUGGGAUCUCUCAUGCAUCCAUCUGAUAUCCGGGCCAAGGAGAAUGUCCAGGAGGUAAACACAACAGAACAGCUGAAACGAAUCUCACAGAUGAGACUAGUUAAGUAUCACUACAAGCCUGAAUUUGCUGCCACUGUGGGCAUUGACACAACAGCAGAGACAGGUGUAAUAGCACAGGAAGUAAAGGAGAUUCUUCCAGAUGCGGUCAAGGAGACAGGAGAUGUUGUUUUUGCCAAUGGAGAGACAAUUGAAAACCUGCUUGUGGUGAAUAAGGAGCGUAUAUUUAUGGAGAAUGUUGGUGCAGUGAAGGAAUUGUGCAAGCUCACUGAUAACUUGGAAACUCGAAUUGAUGAGCUUGAACGAUGGAGCAGAAAGCUUGCAAAACUUAGGCGACUGGACAGCAUGAAGUCAACCAUCAGUGGAGGUACACUUAGCCAAACUGGAAGUCAGUUUAGUCGGGCUGGAAGUGGCCCCUACAAAAAAAGAACCCCCAAGGUUGAUGGAAAGAGUUCAUCAGCAUCCACUGAAAAGGGCUGCAUAAGCCAUCGCUUCCUACAGGGAACUAUUAUCGCACUAGUCAUUGUCAUGGCCUUCAGUGUCAUCUCCAUUUCUACACUCUACAUGCUAAGCUUGCAUAACCACAGUGAGGCCACAGAUGGUGGCAGUUCAGGUGCCACAUCUGUCUUCUGCUUUGUGACUGUGGCCUGGAGGCAUGACCCGACUACUAUGGUCACCCUCUGUCCUUGCGAAGGGACUCCAGAAAAAAAUUAUUCUCUUAAUGGGCCUUCCCAGCGUUCCUCAUCAAUCUCCUCCACUGGGAACCUUCCUGGAAAACCAGUGCCUUCAAGGUCCACUCAAGAUUAUGUCUCCUUUUCAACAAGCUUUUCUCAUUCUACCAGUCCAAACUCACAAGCUGUACCUCUCCAACCCAGUCAGGAACCUUGCUGUCCCAGUACAGCUAGCCAGUCAAGUACUACCCUGCACUUCAACACGAACCAAUCCACUGCAGAAUCAACUACCAUAUUAUCCACUCCUAGCAUUAGCAACAAGAAGGCCAAGUCUCGCCAGACUGAGAAGGAAAUGCGAUACAGAAGCCGUCCAAGUGGGUCAGGUACAAACAGUUACACUCCUGCUGCUCCACUUCACAGUACCCACAUUCAAGGCAAGUCCAAAAAGCCACCUGACCUGGGAAUGAACAGCAAUAAUCUACCAGACCAUGAAAGGACACUAUCCCACCGUAAGCGUAGUGCAAGAUCUCCACCAACUCUGAGGUCCUUGUGGAUUGUGGAAAUGGGUCAGCCAAUCACACAGCAAUACUGCCCCCUAGCAGAAAGUUGCAGGCCUGGAAAUUACACAUAUGCAAUUCCACUCAGAGGCAAAAACAUAACAGGAGGUGCCAUCACCCUUGAGAUGACGUCAUCGUCACCUAUGCUGGUGUUGCUUUGUGGAGUCAAUCACGGACGCCCAUGUGUCAGCAGCCUGGUUCCUCAGAAGAAACUAGAAAUCACUCGGACACAGGGGGUCGAUCACCAGUGGCCUUUAAUGGUUGCUCCAUUCCACAACCUCACAUACCACUUUCGUGUGUCGGAAUCUCAGCACGUGGCCUGUGAUUCUAAGAAUGGAGAGGAUGGACGCAUGGUUACCGACUACUACUUCCGAUUCCUGCAAGUCUGCGUCUGAGAGACAGUCGAAGGAAAGCAUCCUGGGAAAGAAAAUACUUGGCUUGGACCUCCUUGCAUCAGCUACAUUCUGUCAUACAACCUUUAUCCCCCCUCCUCCAUUUGGAGCUACAGGAUUUGGCUCAGAAUUUAAGGAGUCCAGUUCGCCAUUCUGUGCCUUCACGAAAAUGUAUACUUAUCUUUGCACCGUCAUAGUUUGGGGACAACAUUUUCAUCCCUGCAGGUAAUCUCCUUCCUGCUCAAGCUCUUACUGUGAGCACAGCCUCUGGGUAUGCACUGAACAGUUCGUGCCAAAGAACUUGAAAGAGGAUGACGAAGAUAAAAAUGACGAGAAAGACCAAAGCAGACUAUCACAGCCUUGCAUUGGAUGGACAGUUAGGUCAAAAGGGGUGGAAGAUACGUAGUUGGCAUUUGGUUUAAUCCCUCCCUUUUAUUCAAAGAAAUAUUAGUAUUUAAUUGUGUUAUUUUUGUUAUGCCAAGUAGAAUUAGUUCAUUAUUUAGAGGUAUGGCUACCAGCCUAACUGGUAGGGAAACUUCCCAAACACCAAAUAUGGGUAAUUAAUUGCACAUAGAAGAUGCUUUUAUUUCAUUCAUUGAUCAACACUGCUGUCCUUGUUUAUCCCUGACCAAUAACUGGAUUAUUUAAAGCUUUUACACUGGAUAGUACUGGUCAGAACUGGCAAUUAGCAGAAUCCCAAUGUAGCAUGACCUGCAUAUCCUACUGCAGUUACACUGGAUUGAAAGUGCUGUCAUCUCAUUCGGCUAGUCUAGGGUUCGAGCGGCCAUGCCACAGAACCUCAGCCCUGUUCACAAAGCUGCGUGUUGGUACACUGGAACUUUGAUCGUUUCUCAUUGAAAGCCGCCUCCAAUAUCGGGUAGAAUACUGGACUUGUACUUGCAUGUGGUGGCAAGGCUUUGAUUUGUGAUAAAACACAGUGGUUGCUUCUUCAAACAGCAUAACUUGGGGUGAGCUGUCGAUGUUACUCUGAGCCGUCAGCCUUGUGUGUGUUGGAAAGAAGAGGUGCACGGCUUAGAAGUGAGGAACUCUACAUAGCCCACUUUUCUCGGGUGAAAAACAAGUCCGUCAUAGGAAGUCCGCUAGCAUUAGCCAGCAUCUGUGCUGUACAUUGUGCAUUCGCUUAAAGAAUUAUUAUAUUUUCAGGUCACAGCUGGAGCGAUGAGAGGCGCUUCAAACUUCUGCUUGUUUUUUAAUGACUUUCUGUGCUUUGUGUAGUCUUCUUCUGUUUAAUACACUCAGAUUUCCUUAUCUGUGGAAGGUUGGUGCCCUGCCUGAGGUUUGUUUCCUGCCUUCUGCUCUGUGUUGGCUGGGAUUGGCUCCAGCAGACCCCCGUGACCCUGUAGUUUGGAUAUAGCGGGUUGGAUAAUGGAUGGAUGGAUGAUUUCCUUAUUUGACAUUGAUCACAAUGACACAUCUGACUCAAAUUCAUGGGGGAUGAAGACCCAGAUGAAGACAUAUUGCUUACAGUGGUCUGUUUUUUUUAUUUUCUUUCCCCUAUUCCAUCAUGUCCAGCUCUCUAGUUCUAAAAAUGCGUGCUUUCUCUAACUAAUUGGAGAAAUCCAAACCUUAAUAGUGAAACAUGACAAGGUUGUGGAGAUACCAUUGGACAACAUUACCCUUGAUGACCUCCUGCUGGGACAGGACUAUCACAGACCCAAGGCAUUACCUUCCAUGUUCACCGGUAACACAAGUAACGUUUUUAAGUAUCGAUUAUAACCCAAAUUAUUAAAAUGAUUUUUUAGACAUUGGAAGACGAGUAGAGGUUCAUGAGAUUCGUCAGCCAUGGACUUGAGAAUCCUUGCUUUGAAAGAAAGUGGCCAUAGUGAGAAAGAAAAGGUCUUCUUGUCUGUUUUGCUUUAAUCAUCCAACUACAUGUCCAAUGAGUACCACAGAUUGCAUUGAUAUAUUUAUAUAUAUAUAUUUUUUCGUCUUUAAACACUGUCAAUACUCUCUAAAAGCACUACUUAUUAAACGCCUUACACUAUUUAUGACUGCUCAUAUAUCAAUGCACAACUUAGAGAGAACUGAUGAUAGCAUAAAGUGCCAAGACAUAAAAUGUUUAUUUUUUCUAAACAUAGGAAUAUAGCAUUUUGUAAUAGGUUGUUUUUUUAGCCAAUAGGAGAUGUCACAUAGGAAUAUUUGCCAUUCUGCUGUGACGAGUCUGCUCUCACAGCUGCACUGAACACACUCGCCCGCUCACUCCGACAUCUGCGCCUUUCCUCCAUAGUUGACCUCCAUUAAAUGAGCGCACUGGGGAAGUCCUUCUACAUCCAUGUGGACGGUGCUUCAUGUGAGCUCUUCUAGCACAUCAGUAGACCUGCUCCCACCCUGCUUUCUAGGUAGACGCCGUGGAAAGCCCAGUCAUUUGGGGGCCCUGUGCCCACUGAAACACAUUCGCUGCACGAGUCUGCAGAUUUUACAGUGCAUUGUUUUGUGCUGAAACAAUGUAUGAUUAACCUUUUUCUGCAUCAUACAUAAACCAAAAUUAAAGAGCAAUCCAAUUUCUGUCAGGACAAUAUUGUUUUUAAACAUCACACUUUCCAAGGUGCAAAGAAAGGGGCCAAAUUUUUAUUAUUAUUAUUAUUCAACCUUCAAAAUUUCAAAUAACCUUUUAAAAAUUGCAUCCAAAAAUAAACCACUGAGCAACUUAAAAAUGUACUAAACAGGAUAUAAAGCUUAAAGCUAUUGUAAAUAUGUAUUUUAUCUGCUGUUGCAAUCAAAUCUGUUUAAUUUUUAAAGCACUAAUUUCUACUUUUAUUUUUACAAUCACUGAUUUUUUUAAAUCAUUUGUAUAUGACAACAGACUACUUGUGUGUUAUGUAUCCUACUUAGUAGUGAGAUGGCGCCCUCUAGUGGGCUGAGCCUGUAAUUAGUACUUUUGUUCUGUUACUGCUCUAAAUAUUUAUUGUGUCCUUAUUUCACCAACUCGGUUCGGCUUUGUGGAACUGGAAAAACUUUUAACUCCUUACUUGAUGCUUCCGUGCGUUGUUAACAUGCUCUGUUUUACGUUGUAUUGUCCUUUU
This is a messenger RNA of Erpetoichthys calabaricus (reedfish), 6673 nucleotides long. RefSeq names its product myelin regulatory factor (gene myrf). Gene Ontology annotation, cellular component: nucleus; endoplasmic reticulum membrane. The coding region runs from base 462 to 3632 and encodes 1056 amino acids. The transcript has 28 exons. The record is from RefSeq and is a predicted model, not a curated record. Gene Ontology annotation, biological process: positive regulation of DNA-templated transcription; protein autoprocessing; central nervous system myelin maintenance. Lineage: Eukaryota; Metazoa; Chordata; Cladistia; Polypteriformes; Polypteridae. Gene Ontology annotation, molecular function: DNA-binding transcription factor activity; sequence-specific DNA binding.